GGAGCAGCCGGAUGGGGCCCGGCCGAGCCGCGGCGGGCGGACUACCUUUCCCGGCGUGCUCUUGGGGGCCUCGGGGCGGUGCAGGGCGCUUCUGUGAGAGACAUAACAUGGGCGUCUGAAGCUGGGGUGAAGUCAGCUGCAGACGCCGCGACGAGAGAGGCUGAGCUAAGCCCGCCCCGCCGGACGUGGCCCCGGUAGCUGUGCGAGAGGUGACGGGCGGUGAGGGGACGGGACAGGGACAUGGCUGAGACCGGCUCCGUGCACGCCACAAGGUUCGAGGCUGCCGUGAAGGUGAUCCAGAGCCUGCCCAAAAAUGGUUCAUUCCAGCCAACGAAUGAAAUGAUGCUCAAGUUCUAUAGCUUUUAUAAGCAAGCAACCCAAGGACCCUGUAACAUUCCACGACCUGGAUUUUGGGACCCAAUUGGUAGAUAUAAAUGGGAUGCUUGGAGUGCCUUGGGAGAAAUGUCCAAAGAAGAAGCCAUGAUAGCCUAUGUUGAAGAAAUGAAAAAGAUUCUUGAGAGCAUGCCAAUGACGGAGAAAGUGGAAGAGUUACUGCAAGUGAUAGGCCCCUUCUAUGAAAUAGUAGAAGAUAAAAAGAACAGAGGAACUGACCUAACCUCAGUUCAAAUGGAGAAAGUCUCUAAGUAUUUGGAAGGCCUUAGCAAUGUCAUGAAUUCCACUCCAGCUAUAAAGGCUGUGAAUGGAAAAGCUGAAAGCAGUGAUAGUGGAGCAGAAUCGGAAGAGGAAGGGCUUCGUGAAGAGGAAGAAAAAGAAGUGCAGCUAAAUGGAAAGGACUACAAGAAUGUGAAACCAGACUCAGCAGCUGCUAAGGAUUUGGAAAGCAUUGUUACCAAUGGCUGCUGCAAGGACAGCUUUAUCCCAGAGAUGCAGAAUGGCAUCCAGACCAAAUCUGCCCUGAAUGGCUUGAACCUGGAGGAAGAAGAAAUAAAGAAAACAGAGCCAAGCCUAGAAAUGGCAAAUAACAGUGCUCACCAAGCUGCAAAUGAUGAGAAUACUGAAGAGGUCUCAGCAACUCAGCACUUAACCAGUGAUUCUGACAGUGAAGUUUAUUGUGACUCUAUGGAGCAACUUGGACUAGAAGAGCCCUUGGAGAUCAUCACAUCUGCUAAAGGAUCUUUAAAGCAUUCAUCCCAUUUCUUGGAUGUAGAUCACAGUCUUCUGUUAGAAAAUACGGAUUUUCCAAGGCCUGCUUGCUUGAAUCUCCAACCUGGAAAUACUGUAGAGGGAGCAGCUCAAGAGGAAGGUGAAGUCAAGUGUGGAGGAGAAGAUGGCAAAUCCAGCAAUGGAGGCCCUCACAAAGAGAAGAAGGGUGGAGAAAAGGCAGAUUUCUACAGUGUCAGAAGAGGGAGAGGGCACAGACUUCAUCCUCUAGGAGAUGGUUCCCAAGGUGGCCAGAUGGGUAGUGGAGGGGAUGGAGAGCGCUGGGGGGCAGACAGAGGACCCAGAGGCAGCCUCAAUGAGCAGAUUGCAGUAGUGCUGAUGCGGUUGCAAGAAGACAUGCAGAACGUCCUGCAGAGGCUGCACAUGCUGGAGGUGGCUACAGCAUCACAGGCAAAAUCUGCAACAAUACAGUCGAAUUCUGAGCCUGCCUCCUCUGCCAGGAAACCAUCCUGGUGGCCCUUUGAAAUCUCUCCUGGAAUGUUAGCUUUUGCUGUUGUAUGGCCAUUUGUUGCCCAGUGGCUGGUGCAUGUCUAUCUCCAAAGAAAGCGAAGAAAACUGAACUGAGGAUUCAUGACUUUGCUUAAAGACUGCUGGAAGAAGACAGCCCUGGAAGGUGAAGGAAUUCUGAAGUCUCAUGGAAUCUCAGAAUCUUCUGCUGUAGUAAUAUUUUGUACUACCUUUGAGCUAAACAUUGAAGAACUAAUGUUAUUGAAACUUGAAUGAUUCACAGCUCCUAGGCUACAAGUAAACUUAAUAAUUUCAUCCUCCAGCCCAGAAGAACAUUAAUUUUGGAAUGUGCUUGUGGAUGGGCCUUCAGUAAUGACUGGGCCAGCUGUUGUCAGAUGGUGAAGAGAGUAUCAUCCUUGUAAAAGAGUAAGUGAAAAUGUACAAAACUGUUAAUUUAAUCUCAGAAUAAUUUUACAUCCCUGCCUGUUGGUCCACAGGGUUAGACAUUAUCAGAUGAAAGCACUAAUAAAGUACAAGUUCAAUACUUUGUAAGCUGUUGGAAAAAUACAGUCUAGCCCUGAGGAAGUCAACUGGUUAUUUUUGCUGCUAAGAGAAGGUGGGUGAAUGUCCAUGUGAACUGGUCAGCAAGGAAGCUGAAUCCUUCAGCGUUGUGAA
Molecule: messenger RNA, 2304 nt
Organism: Pogoniulus pusillus (Red-fronted tinkerbird)
Lineage: Eukaryota; Metazoa; Chordata; Aves; Piciformes; Lybiidae
Gene: ACBD5
Product: acyl-CoA binding domain containing 5
Exons: 14
Coding region: 241-1746 (501 amino acids)
Biological process (GO): pexophagy; fatty acid metabolic process
Cellular component (GO): peroxisome; cytoplasm
Molecular function (GO): fatty-acyl-CoA binding
Source: RefSeq, a predicted model, not a curated record